AGAAAAACAUAACCAGUCGAGGUAAACAAAUAUGGUGGACAAAUGAAUUUUUGUGGAGUACAUCAGCUAAAAAAUAUUGCGCUAGAAGCUUUUGUCAUGUCACUGUUUUAAAACUUUGUAUCAUAGAUUUAUAUAUUACAUAUUUUAAGUAUAUAAAUGGCAGAAGUACACAUAAUUGGACAGAUCAUCGGUGGAUCAGGCUUUCCUGAACACAGCUUAUUCUGCAAAUGGGGAAUAAACACAGGUGGUGCAUGGAAGAUUUUAGCAGGUGUGAGGGAAGGACAGACUCAGGUAGAUAACCCACAAAAUCACUCUGCAGCAUACUUCUCACACCCAAUAGAUGUUCACUUUGCUACUAAAGGUUUACAAGGAUGGCCAAAAUUACAUUUUCAAGUCUGGCAUCAAGAUAGUUUUGGUAGGAAUGAACUGUAUGGAUAUGGUUUCUGCCAUAUUCCAACAUCACCUGGUAUACAUAAUCUCGAGUGUCCAACAUGGCGGCCCUCUGGUAGCUAUAUGGAACAAGUAUCACAGAGCUUCCUUGGUGGAGGCCCUCAACUUAAAAACCCAGAUCUGAUCUACAGUGGAGCAGAUAGAUACAAACUUCAUACUAUUGCCAUGGGAUCUGUCCAUUUACAGAUAGGUGUGAUAUUGAGAAACUUUGACAAAUUUGGAAUAGAAUGUUAGCAUAUUAUUACAUCAAAUGAAUUAUGUGUACUGGGGGUGUUAGGCAACGAUUAUUUUACAUAGAUGAAAUUAUAAGAUGGAUGAUAGAAUGAUACUUAUACAAAACAGUGUAUGAAAGAAAGUUUGAAUGUCAAAGAUUGAUCAAACACAUGUUUAUAAACCAUUAUGAGGUAGUAUUUAAACUAGGUUAGUGAUUAUAACGUAGAACAUGGGUUGUUUCUUACUUGACAAAAUUCAUUUUCUUAUAUCUGUAAUUUAAAAGUGUAUUUGAUAACUGUUACUGCUUUGAAUGAUGUUGAUCAAUUUAAAUACAUGUAAUUUAUUUGUUGGUAAUCUUUGUACUUAAGAGUAAAAUGCAUGGUAAUUACAAAUUUUUAUGGCAAUAAUAUAAUUAUUUUUAUUGGAAGCUAAAAAUAAUUUAUUAUUCAUACGCAUUGUAAUUAAAAGCUCUCCUGACUUUGUUUAACAAUAAUUUUUAAAAUAAUUUGUUAAAUUUUUGAUAAGUGCAUUUCAGUUCAGAUAAACACUACAGUGAAUGCAAUGAAUGCUUCAGAGAAAAAGAUUUCAUAGUAAAUGUGGCUAUCAACUUCCUAGACAUUAGUACAUUGUAAUUUGUAGCAAACACAAUAAUUUUAUAUACCAAUGAUAUUCAGGCUAUUCAUUUCAUAUUUAAAUUUUACAAUUGGUUCUUUCCUACAUUUCUGUUUGUUAGAUUUAAACAAAUAGUGACCUGACUUAGAUUAAUAUUUGGCAUUUUCAACACCAUUUCCUUACACAAUUUACAUGUAGUAUGAACAACAUAUUCUAGUUCAAGUUCUAGAAUUAACUUGCAUGUAAAUUUUGAAUAAUUGCAUAGUGACAUCCUAAACCUUCUGUAAAGCGAUGAUCUAGGAAAGAUUGUUAUAAAUUAUUUUAUUAUUCAAUUGCUAAUUUGGAAAAGGAAAAACCUGGUGUAAGUUAGGAUUUUGGGGAAUCCUGCAUUAUUUGAAAGAAAAUUUCAAUUUUGAGGAGGCCUUUUACGGGUCUCUGU
This is a messenger RNA of Ruditapes philippinarum (Manila clam), 1714 nucleotides long. Its product is annotated as B9 domain-containing protein 2-like. The record is from RefSeq and is a predicted model, not a curated record. Gene Ontology annotation, cellular component: MKS complex. The transcript has 4 exons. Gene Ontology annotation, biological process: cilium assembly. Lineage: Eukaryota; Metazoa; Mollusca; Bivalvia; Venerida; Veneridae. The coding region runs from base 157 to 684 and encodes 175 amino acids.